AUGUGGGACUAUUUGUCUGUGACAUACCGCUCCGCUCCUGGGCGCGACUUUGGCUCCCACGCAAUAGUUCGUGCAAUCCAUCCGGGCAUCGCAUGGGAUCUCCUGCUCUCGCGAUCCCUUGCGAGAUUUUGCGAUCCCACCGCUUUCGCUUCUGCCAUGCCAGGAGGGGUCAUAGCCCUGCGGUUUGAAGUGCCCCGCUUCGGGGUGCUAUCAGUGCUCGCACCCGGGCGCGGCUUUGGCGCCCACAAAUAUUGGGAGGCUGGUGGUAACUGCAACUUGGGCAUUGCUGCUGCUAGAUUAGGGCUUCGUGUGAUCGCCCUUGGUCAUGUAGGGGAUGAGGUUUAUGGACAUUUCCUUCUUGACGUGCUUCAGAUAGAGGGGAUCGAUAUGGUUGGUUUAACUGAAGAUUCUAAAGCUGCUAAAGAUGCUGCCAUGUAUGAGACACUUCUAUGCUGGGUUCUAGUUGACCCUUUUCAGAGGCAUGGGUUUUGUAGUGUUGCUGAUUUUAGUGAUGAACCUGCAUUCAGCUGGUUAAAUAAAUUAUCUGGACGAGUUGAGAAGGCCAUCCAACAAUCCAAGAUCCUAUUCUGCAAUGGUUAUGCAUUUGACGAACUCUCACUUAAUAUAUUAGUUUCAGCAUUGUUUUGUGCUAUAGAUGCUCAGUCAGCAGUUUUUUUUGACCCUGGCCCUAGGGGAAGAACUCUUUUUAAUGGGACCAGAGAACAACGGAAAGCACUAGGGCAGUUUCUGAAGCUCAGCGAUGUUCUUCUUUUAACUUUAGAUGAGGCUGAGUCAUUAACUGGGAUAAAAAAUCCGAUUCUAGCAGGAAGGGAACUGAUUGAUAAAGGUGUUCGCAUUAAGUGGGUUGUUAUUAAAAUGGGAGCCAAGGGAUCGAUGCUGAUCACCAAGUCGACCAUUUCAUGUGCACCUGCAUUCAUGGUAAAUGUUGUCGAUACCGUUGGCUGUGGAGAUAGUUUCACUGCCGCAAUAGCUUAUGGAUUUCUGCACGACCUGCCCCAUAUCAACACUCUGGUGCUCGCAAAUGCCGUCGGGGGUGCGACGGCCACCAGAUGUGGAGCGGGUCGAAACGUUGCCACAAUAGCCAAGGUUUUGGAACUCAUGAGACAAUCAAACAUAAAUGAAGACUAUACCUUUUGGAGUGAAUUGUUCAAUGUUGGGCCGGAAGUAGGAGAGGUUUUCCUCCUCUCGAAAACAAAUAUUAAUGGCCACGACGACCAUCCGAUCCAUGUUCCCAUAGUGACUGUUAUCUCUCAGCUUAUGCCUAAGUUUGAAUCAAUGGAUAAAAAUGGGAUUGGCUUUAAUGAGAGAGAGGAACAAGUGAUGGAAAUAGAAUCUACAUGAGUAGAGUUCUGUUGGUAUAUAAUUAUACUAAUUUCUGAUGAUUAUUGUUCAAAGGAUGUUUUUAUAUUAAUGUAUAGGAUGAUAACUGGGUAUUUUUGCAAAAGAUAAUUUUGUUUGUAUAUUUUAUUCUUUAUG
Molecule: messenger RNA, 1497 nt
Organism: Phalaenopsis equestris
Lineage: Eukaryota; Viridiplantae; Streptophyta; Magnoliopsida; Asparagales; Orchidaceae
Product: probable fructokinase-1
Exons: 5
Coding region: 1-1362 (453 amino acids)
Source: RefSeq, a predicted model, not a curated record